UUACAGCGAUACGCUCCGUCUCGAUGCGAGAGCUGUUCGAAGAAAAUAUCUUCUUCUUCUUCUUCUUCAUCUUCGAGAGCUGCUCCGUUAGGGUUUCGGAAGAAGCUUCAGGAGGCUCGCAUCGGCCGCCUCCCAGAAGGCGUAAAAGAGGAAUUGCAGAGCUGUGCGAAAAGUUGCUUCUGCGAAAAAUGAGGCCUAUCUUCUGUGGGAAUUUUGAGUAUGAUGCCAGACCAUCUGAAUUGGAAAGACUUUUCCGCAGAUAUGGAAAAGUCGAUAAGGUGGAUAUGAAGUCUGGAUUCGCUUUUGUCUACAUGGACGAUGAGAGAGAUGCUGAGGAUGCAAUCCGUGGACUGGACCGGAUAGAAUUUGGUCGAAAGGGACGCAGGCUUCGUGUGGAAUGGACCAAGCACGAACGUGGCGUAAGAAAGCCUAGUGGUUCAAGGCGAUCCUCAACAACCAUGAGACCCUCAAAGACCUUGUUCGUUAUUAACUUUGAUACUUAUCAGACCAGAACUAGGGAUCUGGAGAGGCACUUUGAGCCAUAUGGGAAGAUCGUCAGUGUUAGGAUUAGAAGGAAUUUUGCAUUCGUCCAGUAUGAGUAUCAAGAGGAUGCUACAAAAGCAUUGGAUGCUACAAAUAUGAGCAAGCUGAUGGAUCGAGUGAUAUCAGUGGAAUAUGCUGCUCGAGAUGAUGAUGAUAAGAAGGAUGGGUACAGCCCAGACAGAGGUCGUGGCAGGUCACCUGAAAGAGGUUAUGAUAGGAAGCGGUCUCCUAGUCCUUAUAAAAGAGACAGAGGUAGCCCUGAUUAUGGUCAAGGUGCUAGUCCUUCUCGAAGAGAGAGGGGAAGUCCUAAUUAUGGUCGUGAAUCUAGCCCCAUUGACCGUCAGGCACGGAGAGCAAGCCCAAACUACGGUCGAGGUUCGAGCCGCAGUCCUCGUCGAAGGGAGAGAUCUCUUUCUGGGGGUAGCCGCAGCCGCAGCCGCAGCUGCAGCCGAAGUCCAUAUAAGAGGCAGAUGGUCAGCCGAGGUAAUGGUCGUGACCGUAGCCACAGCCCAUAUGAAAAACCAGCAGUGGGACCUAACAAUGGUCCCGACCGCAACAGGAGUCUUGACAGGGGAGAGGAAAGCCCUGAAAAUGGUCGUGAGCCCCUUACGGAUCGUAAUGGGGAUGCUGCCCGUGAUGUUGGUGUAGAAAGUCCUGCAUCAGGGGGGCGCCACAGCUAUUCACCUGCAGCAGAGGAUUGAAGUUUGUGCUGGCGAGUGAAGAAGGAACUUUUACCUAGUUACAUCAAUGUCUUUCAUUAGCAUUCAAGUUUUUAAUUUUGUUCUUUCUUUGCUGACUGCUUCGGAUUGAAGUGUUAGUGGGAUCCAAUUUAAGACCUGCAUAGUAGUUGUUGCGGAUAGACGUUGAUUGUUGUAAGUUCCUUUCAUUUCAUGGAGAUUUAAUAGUCCUUUCAAAUUCUGAUGAAUCGAAUCUCUCUUAUAUUGAUGGCCAUGGGGCACACAUUAUCGUAA
Syzygium oleosum is the source of this 1514-nucleotide messenger RNA. RefSeq names its product serine/arginine-rich splicing factor RS40. Gene Ontology annotation, cellular component: nuclear speck. The transcript has 6 exons. The record is from RefSeq and is a predicted model, not a curated record. Lineage: Eukaryota; Viridiplantae; Streptophyta; Magnoliopsida; Myrtales; Myrtaceae. Gene Ontology annotation, molecular function: RNA binding. Gene Ontology annotation, biological process: mRNA splicing, via spliceosome. Bases 24 to 1244 code for a protein of 406 amino acids.